Carassius carassius (crucian carp) is the source of this 2119-nucleotide messenger RNA. Its product is annotated as calcium/calmodulin-dependent protein kinase type 1D-like. The record is from RefSeq and is a predicted model, not a curated record. The coding region runs from base 276 to 1562 and encodes 428 amino acids. Gene Ontology annotation, biological process: peptidyl-serine phosphorylation. The transcript is spliced from 14 exons. NCBI's taxonomy places the organism in Eukaryota, Metazoa, Chordata, Actinopteri, Cypriniformes, Cyprinidae. Gene Ontology annotation, molecular function: calcium/calmodulin-dependent protein kinase activity; ATP binding; calmodulin binding. Gene Ontology annotation, cellular component: intracellular anatomical structure.
GUUAUUAUCAACAGAUAUGAGCGAACUGACUGAGGAUAAACACACUCGGCAUGAACUCAUGCAUGAUGCAAAAAUAUAUUCGAUUAUAAGACACUCACUGAAAAGAUUCAGUGCUCACCUGGUCACACAGCGCAGCUCUUGUGCUUUGUUUGUAAUCCGGCGGGUGACGUCACGCGCCUCGGCCCCGCCCCCGGAGCGCGUGCGCGAGCAGGUAGACAGACGCUCGACAGGUGCGUCUCACAGCUCCUGAGCGCUCCAGGAAUCAGUUUGUGACGAUGGGUCGGAAGGAGAUCGACUGCAGCUGGAAGAAAAUCACCAGCAACAUCAAGGACAUAUUCGACUUCAAGGAAGUUCUGGGCUCGGGCUCGUUUUCUGAGGUCUACCUGGUGAGAGAGAGAAAGACCGGGAAUUUCUAUGCCCUGAAGUGUGUGAAGAAAAAACAGCUGCACCACUCGAACCUCGAGAACGAGAUCAAAGUGCUGAAGAGGAUAAAGCAUGAUAAUGUGGUGGGACUGGAAGAUUUCUACGAAACGAGGACGCACUAUUACCUGGUCAUGGAGCUGGUGUCGGGCGGAGAGCUCUUCGACCGUAUUCUGGAUCGAGGUGUUUACACAGAAAAAGAUGCCAGCCGUGUGAUCAAACAGGUCCUGGAGGCCGUUUCCUACCUGCAUCAGAACAGCAUCGUCCACAGAGACCUGAAGCCUGAGAACCUGCUGUACUACAGUCCAGAUGAGAACGCCAAGAUCAUGAUCACUGACUUUGGCCUGUCCAAGAUGGCUGAUCACGGCGUGAUGUCCACAGCCUGUGGAACACCAGGAUAUGUUGCUCCAGAGGUUCUGGCUCAGAAACCGUACAGUAAAGCUGUGGACUGCUGGUCUAUCGGUGUCAUAACCUACAUCUUGUUGAGCGGCUACCCACCGUUUUAUGAGGAGAACGAAACACGCCUCUUCUCCAAAAUCAUGAAGGCAGAAUACGCCUUCCACUCUCCGUACUGGGACGCCAUUUCUGAGUCAGCGAAGGACUUCGUCAGGCACAUGCUGGAGAAAAACCCUAAUAAACGCUUCACCACUGAACAAGCGCUCAGUCAUGCAUGGAUCAUUGGAGACACGGCGCACAAUAACAACAUCAUUCAGUCCGUCGGUGAACAGAUUCAGAAAACCUUUGCCAAAUCCAAGUGGAAGCGAGUCAUUAAUGCGACGGUGGUGGUCAGUCACAUGCGGCGUCUGCAGCUGGCCCACGCUGACCCUCCGGCCCCCGCUCCACUGAUCCAGGUGCUGGACGUCUCGUCCCCCGGCCCGCCCUCGGAUGAGCUGGACACCAAUGGGAACCCCUCGUGCAGUCACAUGACCCUGUCACCUCAAGCUGAUGUCAGCAGGGGCCGGGGCCCGCUCAAGGCCUGUAACAGUGAGCCGAUGCACGCGCUGGUCAUCUGUGAGACGGGGCAACACGUGUACUGCUCCGAGUCCGAACUGCCCAGCGCCGCCAACAGAUCAGACAGAGUGACGUGUUGCACAGAUGAGCGGGGCCAGUCACUGCAGACCGGGGUUUGCUCUGUGAUGUGAUGGGCUGAUUGACAGCUGUCAGUCAAAUGAAAUCCUGCGCUCGUAGGAUGAUCAAGUGUGUGUUCUUCAUGGACGUUUCGGGGUCGGCCGCACGUCGGAUCCACACGAGUGCCAAUCGCACACAUAUCUGCAUCUCAGAUCUUCAUCUCUCACUAGUGAAAGUGUUACUUCUGUCAUUUCAAGCAGAUUGAGAAUGUCAUUUCUCUCAGGAAUUCAGGACAAGACAGGUUUAUUGUAUUAUUUUACGUAUAUACAUGUACGAUAGUUGCAUUUGGGCCGAUGCCAGUGCAUCAUGGGAAGGGCCACUGUGCCACUGUUUUACUGCGAGCGGCGGCGGGUUUGAGUGUUUUUAAUUUAAGAAAUCUUAUUUUCUUAUUUCAAACUCAUGCUCACUGUUGUAUUCAUAAUAUUUAUGUCUGAUAAAUGCAUAUAAGAUGAUUUUAUGUGUUAUUUAGGGGCUUAUUAAGUCGGUAUCAGCACAGAGCCCUGCUGUACCCCAUAAACACGCUGCUCUAUGUCUGUAUUUAAAUAUAUAAAAUAAAGCUAUUUACACACCA